GAGGACGCGAAGCCCCGCACGCGCGUCCAUCCACGACCGCAACGAUCUGCGCGCAUCAUCCCUGUCCACUUCUCCACCCACCCGUGUGCGCUGCUGCUGCUGCCAUCACAGGCAUUCCCAGGAGCCGCAGCAGCCUGCUCCUCAUCCUCAUCAUGGCGCCAGCCACCAGCAGCAGCUGCUGCUGACACAGCUCAGGCAAGCAUCCAUCCACGGACGCCUCUCCCAUUGAUGGGUAGGAGGAGCUAGUACCCCCACUUACACUAACCCUCUCCUCUUCCUCCUCUUCCAUUCCAUAUGUAACUGUAGUAAUUCUUGGCUGCACACGCACAACACAUUUCUCGGUUCUUGAGUUUCUUGGAACCGUAUGUAACUGUAUUCUACUCCUCGGUCCUCGCGAAAGCUGCUGCUGCUGCUAGCAAGCAACCUCCUCCUCCUCUUUUCAGUUUUGUCAUUUCUCUUGGUUCUUUCUUUCUGCGAGCAAAUUUUUACUCUGGGAAAAAAAUUAAUCCGGAUUGGGUUGUGUUGUGUUGUGUGGCAUUUUGAUGUGAGUGUGUGUGUGAUCAUGGUCACAAUGUCACAUCCCCUUUUGCUGCUCUUGCUUCUGCUGCUGCUGCUGCUGCUUCUUAUUCCUUCCUUUAAAGCUGUGAAGCCGGCGCGGAUCUUGCGGCGUGGCGGCGGCGGCGGCAAUGCGGAGGCGCGGCGGCGGGGAGGAGGGCGGCGGCGUGGUGGGUGCGGGGGCGGUGGUGAGGCGGCUGGACAGGAUCCGGAAGCGGGGCGCGCUGUCGUCGUCGGGCGGGUCGGGCGCGGCGAGGAAGCUCAGGUUCAGGGCGCCGGCGGUGCUGCUGCGGCGGCGGAGCGGGGCGGCGGCCAUGUCGGAGGCGUCGUCGCGGACCCGGGGCCGGCAUUGCCGCGCCCAAGCCGCGGCCGCGGCGGACGGGGCGCGGCCGGCGAGGAGGCUCGUGGGCGCGUUCUGGCAGAUGGACAAGGAGAGGCUGUUCGGCGAGGACGCCGCGGCGGCGGCGCCGCCGCCGCGCCGGAGCGGCCUGCUUCCUCGCAGCCGCGCGCCGACGGAGGUGUCCAAGGGGUCAAGAAGGAGCAGGAGCAAGAUCUUGGAGGCCGACGUGAAGGGGAGCUGGCACGGCGGCGGCCAUGGCCACUGGCUCUCCUCUACAGAUGUGAUGAGCAACGCCACAGCAAUGGAGAUUGUCACAUGCUCCCAAGAUGAUGUUUCAAGAUGUCCUCAAGAGAAAACAGUCAACCUUCAUGACCUGCAUAACAGCCUGAUUGCUUCUAAAGAACUUGUCAGAGUACUAGCACACAUUUGGGGGCCUGGAGAACUGAAUCCAUCAACCACUUCACUGAUUUCAGCACUACGCUCCGAGAUUGAUCUUGCCCGCUCUCAUGUGCGAAAGCUUAUCAAGGAACAAAAAUCAGAGGGCAUCGAGAGCUUAAAGAAGCAGCUUGUGCAAGAGAUGGAAUCCUGGAAGAGCAAGCAGAAGGAGAAGGUGGCAAAUGCUCUCCAAUAUAUAGUUUCAGAGCUGGACAGUGAGAAGAAGUCCAGGAGAAGAGCAGAGAGGAUAAACAAGAAGCUGGGGAUGGCAUUAGCCAACACCGAGGCCUCGUUGCAGGCGGCGACGAAGGAGCUUGAGAGGGAGAGAAAAUCCAAAGGCAGAGUGGAGAAGAUCUGCACCGAGCUCAUCAGAGGCAUCGGCGAAGACAAGGCUGAGGUGGAGGCACUGAAGAAGGAAACCGAGAAGGCUCAAGAAGAGCUUCAGAAAGAGCGGGAGAUGCUCCAGCUCGCAGACGAGUGGCGCGAGCAGCGGGUUCAGAUGAAGCUCUUGGAAGCACGGCUUCAGUUCGAGGAGAAAAACGCAGCCAUCAACCAGCUGCACGACGAGCUUCAGGCAUAUUUGGACACCAAGAAGGAGCAUGGACAGUCAAAUGAUCAAAUGACACUGCUCCGCGCAUCCGAAAACGGUAGGGAAAUUGCUGAUAACAUUCAGAAGAACAGCGGAGAGUGCGAUGAUGAGGAUGAAGACGAUGACGAUGACGACUCGGCAUCUGAAGGAAGUGACAUGCACUCGAUUGAGCUGAACGUCGAUGGCAACAGCAAGAGCUACACCUGGAGUUACACUCCAACCUCAAAGGACAGGAAGAGGAAUGCAUCAUUUUCACAGAGAGGGAUGGAUAGUGGUAGCUCCUGCGGCUUUGACAGAAAGUUUCAGGAAACGGGUGAAGAACUACUGGAAGGAGACUGGGCAGAAGGAUGCAGCAAUGGGAUGCUGAACUUUGAACACGAUGAGGAGAGGUACCUGGCAAUCAAGAAUCUCAGGGAGCAGAUGCUAGCUGGGUCUGGGUUCAUCGUGUCACAAGGUAGAGAACAUGCUGAAAGUGAGUUUUGUGGAUUGUAAGGUAAAUUAAACUGAUAAAAAAACAAGCUGAAAUUUGAAUGAUAGCGGUAAUCUGUAAUACCAACUUUGGUGAUAGAUCGAAUGGUUUACUCCAACUGGGUAUAUAUAGCCAAGAUUCUUCUGUGCUUGAAACAAA
Oryza sativa Japonica Group (Japanese rice) is the source of this 2547-nucleotide messenger RNA. RefSeq lists its product as uncharacterized. The record is from RefSeq and is a predicted model, not a curated record. NCBI's taxonomy places the organism in Eukaryota, Viridiplantae, Streptophyta, Magnoliopsida, Poales, Poaceae.